AUGGAAGAACAUCUAGCACCAUAUAUUAUUCGUUUGGAGAUAUUCAACGACAUUCUGUAUCAAAUAUUAACGUCGAAAAACAAGUUAGACAAUUGUCCACAAAAGAGCUACGACGCUUACUACAAUCACACUUUAAACAAGCAAUAUAGACAAAAAAAAAAUUGGUCGUUUUCUCCUAUUCUAAUGGCAUCCGCAGAUAUUGAUCGAGGUCGAUGCUUGCGUUACAAGUCAGAUGUACAGAAGAAACCUCUUCUCCCACCUACAUCAACAGUUCCAGUUGUCGAUCAACGACAUGGCUCACCAUUGAUGUGGAUAGUUAUUUCUAUAAUACUUCUUCUUCUAUUUAUUCUUUUUCGUCGUGGUCAAGACAAAUCAGAUGAAAAUGAAGCUAAUGAUGAUCAAGAGCAGUCCAAUGAAACAAUAUCCGGAAACGGUAUGCAUCAUCGUGAACCGUCGGAAUAUCGUCUAUCAGCUUCUCAAAUAUUACCGACGAUAGCGGAAGAAAAUCCAGUAACACUUUCGCCCUCGAAUUCGAAUGCAAAGUUUACUCCGUAUGUCACAGCUAUCAAUACAAUUUCACCACCAGCAUUAGACGGAUAUGACAUGGGUCAUUUAUCAUCGACAUCUUUACGUCAACGUCAAGUACCGAAAACUGAUAGUAUCGAUGAUAUAGAUGGUUUUGUUCAAAUACCACCGAUAAAACAGGAAAAGUCAUACUCUAUGAAUAAAGAUACGUCGGAAAGUAUCGAUGAUUUAUCACCGGUGCUAAAUGAGACUGGUCAUCCAGUGAUAUUUCGAAAAUAUUGUGUCCCGCAUGAAAAUGCCAUUCGAGAUGAUUUUUCGUCAAUAGAAGAAGUCAAUCAAGCUGUCAAAGAUGUUGGUCUCCUCCGCUCGCAGCUGAUCUUUGGCAUUGAUUAUACCAUCAGUAAUUUAGAAACAGGCAAAUAUUCAUUUAAUGGCUUAUCGUUACAUCAUAUCGAAGAAGGUCUACUUAAUCCAUACCAAAGCGUUAUUACAAUCAUUGGUCGAACUCUAGAACAAUUCGAUUCUGACACCUUAAUUCCCGCAUUUGGCUUUGGUGACCGAACAACACUUGAUCGAAAAAUUUUUCCGCUACGUCCAGAUGGAUCGUAUUGUAAAGGUUUUCGUGGAGUGCUUGAUGCAUAUAAUAAGAUCACUCCUAAAGUACGCAUGUCGGGCCCAACGAAUUUUGCUCCAUUGAUCAAAGAAGCUAUCCGUAUAGUGAAAAAAACAGGACAAUAUCAUAUUCUCGUUAUCGUUGCCGAUGGUCAAGUUACUAAUGAACGUCAGACGAAAGAUGCAAUUGUUGAAGCAAGUAGUUAUCCAUUAUCAAUUGUUAUGAUUGGUGUAGGCGAUGGACCUUGGGAUGUCAUGAACGAAUUCGAUGAUUCGCUACCAGCACGACAAUUCGAUAAUUUUCAAUUUGUUAAUUAUAAUAGUGUUAUUCAAGCAUCUAAUGAUGCUGAUUCGGAUUUUGCUCUUCAUGCACUUAUGGAAAUACCGUCACAAUAUGCAGCCAUCAAAAGACUUGGUCUACUUAACGAUAGUUAG
Messenger RNA from Adineta ricciae, 1572 nucleotides. The record is from the annotation of a GenBank genome assembly. NCBI's taxonomy places the organism in Eukaryota, Metazoa, Rotifera, Eurotatoria, Adinetida, Adinetidae.